Messenger RNA from Pelobates cultripes (western spadefoot toad), 219 nucleotides. The record is from the annotation of a GenBank genome assembly. Lineage: Eukaryota; Metazoa; Chordata; Amphibia; Anura; Pelobatidae.
AUGCGGUCCGCGGGCGGAGGCGGCCGCAGCAAAGCGGCCACGUGGAAAAGGAGAUCCGGCCGCCGGGUGCUAGUCUCGAGCUCCCCUGCGACCGGAAAAAACACACAAAGGACCGCCGAAGAUGAACUCUGCGUUCCCGGAGCUCGGGGAUUGAAGGAGGCAGAUGCAGUCAGCCUCCUGAAGCCCCCAAACAGCGCACACCGACACUGCCAGACAUAA